Molecule: messenger RNA, 2266 nt
Organism: Myripristis murdjan (pinecone soldierfish)
Lineage: Eukaryota; Metazoa; Chordata; Actinopteri; Holocentriformes; Holocentridae
Product: immunoglobulin gamma-1 heavy chain-like
Exons: 10
Coding region: 1-2241 (746 amino acids)
Source: RefSeq, a predicted model, not a curated record
AUGGCAUGGGUCAGACAGGCUCCUAGUAAAGGACUGGAGUGGAUUGCAACUAUCAGUCAUACUGGCAGCAACACCUACUACUCCCAGUCAGUCCAAGGCCGGUUCACCGUCUCCAGAAACAACAACCUGCAGCAGCUGUAUCUCCAGAUGAACAGUCUGAAGACUGAAGACUCUGCUGUUUAUUAUUGUGCUCAAGAGCAACAUGCUUUUGAAUACUGGGGAAAGGGAACAAUGGUCACCGUCUCCUCAGACACACCAAAGGCCCCUACUGUGUUUCCUCUGAUACAAUGUGGUUCUGAGACCGGAGACAUGGUGACUGUCGGCGUCCUCGCCACCGGCUUCACGCCCGCCUCACUGACCUUCAGCUGUGCCACUGCCAGCGGGACGAACCUUGCUGACUCUGUUCAGUACCCUGCAGUUCAGACGGACUGCCACUAUUCAGCGGUCAGUCAGAUCCGAGUGAAGAGAUCAGACUGGGAAAAAAACGUUAGCUGUACCGUGGACCAUCCAGCAGGAUCAAUAACCGUCCCCCUUAGACCACCACUCUGUCAUUGUGAUCACUACUUUGACUACUGGGGAAAAGGGACAACAGUGACUGUAACAACAGCCACACCAAGGGCCCCUACUGUGUUUCCUCUGAUACAAUGUGGUUCUCAGACCGCAGAAACGGUGACUGUCGGCAUUCUCGCCACCGGCUUCACACCUGCCUCAUUGACCAUCACAUGGAGCCUCGGCAAUCAGCCCCUGACUGACUCUGUUCAGUACCCUGCAGUUCAGAAGUACAGCUACUACACAGGAUUUAGUCAGGUCCGACUGAAGAGAUCAGACUGGGAACAAAUGAAUCUUGGCUAUACUGUGGAUCAUGUAACAGGAUCAAUAACCUCCAUCAAGGAACCACCUGUGAUUCCUCCAGCACCAAUUCCAGCACAAAUCCAUGUGUUGGGCUCCUCUCCCGAGGAUGAAUCGAAGGGUUCCUUCUCCUGCUUUGCCAUUGAUUUUUCACUUGAAACACAUGAGAUUACAUGGCUGAAAAAUGGACAGGAAAUCACCAACCCAAUAUCUGAGAUCAAGACACCUGCUGUCAGCAAAGAAACUCAAACUGGAACCCGGUACAGCACAGCAAGCUAUCUCAAUGUUGAGGGCGAGUUGACUGAAGGUGACAUAUUGACGUGCGUGUUUGAAGGACCUAAGACAAACGUGAACAAAUCUGUGACCUAUAAAACUCGGCCAGAUGUUUGCGAACCUUGUCUGGACAUAAAAAUCAAACCAAUCUCACUGGAGGACAUGUUUCUCAACAAAAAAGCUGAACUGAUAUGCGAAGUCACUCCCAAAGAGAGAGUGUCUGUUGAGUGGCAGGAUAAGAAUGGACAAGUAAUAGUUGCAAGCAGAAACCUGAGUGAGAGCAAUGGGAAAAGCAAAUUUGCCAUAAUUGACGUCCUCUAUGAGGAGUGGAGCAAGGGGAUAGAUUACAAAUGUGUGGUUGAACAUCCGGAUUUGUUCGAGCCUAAGAGGGAACCUUAUCGAAAAAGCGCACCAUUACCUUGUCCUGAUAUCCAACCUGACCUGGACAUCACAAUCACACCAAUCUCAUUGGAGGACAUGUUUCUCAACAAAAAAGCUGAACUGGUAUGUGACGUCACUGAUAAACAGGGAAAAAUCCAGUCGGUUGAGUGGCAGGACCAGGAUGGACAAAAAAUAGUUGAGAGCAAGAACAGGAGUCAAAGCGAUGGGAAACGCCAAGUUGCUACAAUUGACGUCCUGUAUGAGGAGUGGAGCAAGGGGAUAGAUUACUACUGUGUGGUUGAACAUCCAACUUUGAAUGAGCCUAAGAAGGAACCUUAUCGAAAGAGUGGAGAAGUGCCUAAGCGUCCAUCAGUUUUUCUGCUGCCUCCAGUAGAACAAACUCUAAAUAACGUGGUGACCCUGACUUGCUAUGUGAGAGACUUCAAACCCAAAGAGAUUGUGGUGUCUUGGCUUGUUGAUGAUGUGGCAGCAGAUUCAAAAAUGUAUGCGUUUAAUACCACAAACCUUGUAGAAAACAAUGGAGUCUACUCUGUCUAUGGCCAGCUAUCGUUCAGCCUUGACCAGUGGAAAAACAAUGAAGCGGUGUAUAGCUGUGUAGUUUACCAUGAAUCCCUGAUGGACACAUCCCGAGUCAUUAUGAGGUCCACAGUGACGAGAACUGAGAAAUCCAACACGGUCAACCUCAACAUUGACCUCCCUCAAACUUGCAAGGCCUAGUAGAUGUUUUGUUGUGUUGCUGUGU